AAUGGCUACCGGGUCUUGACAGGUGGAUUAUUUUUUAAGCGGGACUAAUGUUUUCCAGAAAUAAAUUUUAACAUCCUGGUUUAGGACCAUAGAUUGUUUAGGCCAUAAGUUCUCCGGUCAGGGAAACGUGCGGAAGAUGGGAGGUCUCCCGUCAGGAUUCUCCAGGAUGUACGUCAGUAUAUACGGUGAUUGUCUGGUUGUGUUUUGGGUUAGCAUAAAGGCUGUCAACUAGUGCUGUCACUUUCAGGUUAUUUGUGUGCAGCAGCUGUAUCCUCUCUUGAAACAUCAGAACUGCUUAGCCAUGAGUUUACCAGCAGCGCCCCCGAGUUAUGCAGAGGCCACAGCUGGAGAUAAGGAGGCUGGGAUCUCCUCUCCUCCCUAUGGAGGUCCACCUCCCAUGAUGCCGCCACCUCCUGCCAUGCACCCCAGCUGGGCUUAUGUGCACUCCGGCCCCAGCCCUGGCUACAGCAACCCCUAUGCGUCAGACAUGUCCUCCCCGUUUUCGGACCCCAGCUCCAGUGGCAGCUUUGACGGUCUCGGAGGAAGCAGCUGGGAGGACAAAAAUGUCCGCCGCAUGUUCAUCAGAAAGGUGUUCAGCAUUCUCAUGGUGCAGCUUUUGGUGACGUUUGGUGUUGUUGCCCUCUUUACAUUCUGUGAGCCCGUUCGUCAGUUUGUUCAGUACAAUCGCAUUGUUUAUCUGGCAUCUUACAUGAUGUUCAUGGGGACUUAUCUGGUGCUGGUGUGCAGCACAAGUGCCCGACGACAGUACCCUACCAAUCUCAUUCUACUUGGAAUCUUUACUCUUGCGAUGUCCUAUAUGGCAGGCAUGCUGGCCAGCUACCACAACACUAAGGUGGUAAUGCUGUGUGUGGGCAUCACGGCUGUGGUCUGUCUCGGAGUCACUCUCUUCUGUUUCCAGUCCAGGGUUGACUUCACCUCCUGUCACGGCCUGCUGUUCUCCCUCAUGAUGGUGUUGAUGGUGACGGGGCUUGUGCUGAUCUUCACCGCCCCCUUUGGCUAUAUCCCCUGGUUGCAGACAGCAUAUGCUGGACUGGGUGCCCUGGUCUUCACACUGUUUCUGGCGUUCGACGUGCAGCUGCUGAUGGGGAAUCGCCGCUACUCACUGAGCCCGGAGGAGCACGUGUUUGGCGCUCUCUGCCUCUACAUGGACAUCGUCUACAUCUUCUUCUUUCUGCUCCAGCUCUUUGGGAGCCGUGAGUGAGCUGUGCCUGAUGCCGUCAGUCCUCAGCCUUGACCUGUCUAUUGACCCUACUCUACACACACACACACACACACACACACACACAAUGUACCUGCACGCACACACACACACAUACACGCACUCACAUAAAUUAACUGACAUGAACUGUUGGUUGCACACACACAAACAAACACACACACACACACACACACACACACACACACACACACACAUAUGUUCACUUUUAUUUGCUCCCUGAGGAAUGCUGGAUCUUCAACCUCAUGAACCGCUGAGGAUCGGUGGUGCACUGGGGUUAACAGUUUGGUUUGGUUCUGUCUUA
Messenger RNA from Alosa sapidissima (American shad), 1541 nucleotides. RefSeq names its product Fas apoptotic inhibitory molecule 2a (gene faim2a). Gene Ontology annotation, biological process: negative regulation of apoptotic signaling pathway. The record is from RefSeq and is a predicted model, not a curated record. NCBI's taxonomy places the organism in Eukaryota, Metazoa, Chordata, Actinopteri, Clupeiformes, Clupeidae. Gene Ontology annotation, cellular component: Golgi apparatus; membrane; endoplasmic reticulum. The transcript is spliced from 12 exons. Bases 302 to 1222 code for a protein of 306 amino acids.